Molecule: messenger RNA, 2420 nt
Organism: Tarenaya hassleriana
Lineage: Eukaryota; Viridiplantae; Streptophyta; Magnoliopsida; Brassicales; Cleomaceae
Product: pentatricopeptide repeat-containing protein At3g26630, chloroplastic
Exons: 1
Coding region: 30-1613 (527 amino acids)
Biological process (GO): RNA modification
Molecular function (GO): protein binding; RNA binding
Source: RefSeq, a predicted model, not a curated record
CCUCUUCGGCUUCCGACCAGAAACCCUAGAUGCCUCCUCCUCAACUUCGGCUUCGAUCACUGUCAGAGAAAGAGGAUAUUGUUAUUAUUAUUUUCAUUUUUUUUUAUUUCGAGAUAUAUUGGGAGAACAUUAAGCCGCAAAACGUCAUCGUUUUUGCACGACCUUUUUCUUCGCUUUUCUCGCCAUGGAUUUACCUCCAUCCACACAACGACCGGUCGACGAGCGAAAGAGAAACUCUCUUAUCGUCAUCCAUGGCGGCGGUUCCGUCUCCGUCAUCCCCGCCGACGCUUUCAUUUCCUCACCGGUUCCGCUGUCGUGAAGCUUUGUUCUUUCUUCGAAAUUGUUCAUCUUUCAUUCAGCUGAAGCAGAUUCACGCCAAAAUCAUCCGUCACUCUCUCUCUCAGGAUCAGUUGAUCGUUCGUCAGCUCCUCCAUCUCUCUUCUUCCUUCGGCGAGACACAGUACGCUUCUCUUGUUUUCCGGCAACUCCGGUCACCGUCUACUUUCACUUGGAACCUUAUGAUAAGGUCGCUCUGUAUCAACGACAAGCCUCGCGAAGCUCUUGUCCUCUUUGUCCUCAUGAUCUCUCAUCCUUCUACACCUGACAAGUUCACCUUCCCUUUUGUUAUUAAAGCUUGUCUCGCUUCUUCUUCUCUUCGUCUGGGCAAGCAAGUUCAUGGCUUGGCAGUCAAAGCUGGGUUUUCCUCGGAUGUCUUCUUGCAGAACACCCUCAUGGACAUGUACUUCAAGUGUGGACUUUCGGAUUGUGGUCGGAAGGUGUUCGAGAAAAUGCGUGUUCGGACCAUUGUUUCAUGGACUACCAUGCUCAAUGGCCUUGUCUCCUACGGCCAAUUAGAUUCUGCCCGAACCAUGUUCAACCAGAUGCCGACAAGAAACGUAGUCUCGUGGACUGCAAUGAUCACUGCCUAUGUUAAGAAUCAACGACCAGACGAAGCGUUUCGACUUUUCUGUGAAAUGCAGGUUGAUAAUGUCAGACCAAAUGAGUUCACUCUAGUUAACUUGUUGCAGGCCUCUACACAACUAGGAAGCCUAAGUAUGGGUAGAUGGGUUCAUGAUUUCGCACACAAAAAUGGUUUUCCACUUGACUGUUUCCUUGGAACUGCUCUGAUCGAUAUGUAUAGUAAAUGCGGGAGCUUGCAGGAUGCGAGGAAAGUCUUCCAUAAGAUGCAGACGAAGAGUUUAGCAACGUGGAAUGCCAUGAUCACCAGCUUGGGGGUUCAUGGGUGCGGAGAAGAAGCUCUGUCUAUCUUUGAACAGAUGGAACUAGAAUCGAGCAUAGAACCAGAUGCUAUCACUUUUGUGGGCGUCUUGUCUGCCUGCGUGAACACAAGAAAUGUAAAGGAAGGCUUGAAGUACUUCAGCCACAUGACCCAACAUUACGGUAUCCCGGCUAUUCCAGAACACUAUGCUUCCAUGAUCCAACUGCUUGACAAUGCCCUCAAAGUGACCAAUUUUUCUGACUUGGCUGAUGCUACCCCCUGCAAUCCAAACCAGAAUGCUGCAUUUCACCUGCUCGAUGCGGUAUGUAUCAAUGAUGCGAGUGAAAGUCAUGAUAAAACUCCUAGCCAGCAUUGGAUUCUGUUCUCCAAGUGAGAUGCAGGCUGACUUAGAGCACUCUCUCUUGACUUAUGGUUAUACCUGUAAGGUGUACCAAGUAAAAGGCUCCAGAAAGAUGCUAUGGUUUGAUUGCUUGGCACCCUGAGCAGCUGGAUUGUGGUUUGUAUACAGAUUACAGAUUGAACUAUAAAAAAAAAGGGUAGUAAAGAUUUGUUCUUCAGCUGCAUUUAGAUAGAUGCAUGGAGAUUCAGAGACAAGUAACUUCUGGAAGCAGAGUAUAUCAAUGCAAAGAAUUGUUUAGCUGUUCUGGAAACUAAAGCGGCAAGCAACUCCUAAGAGUAGGGAGGCUCUGGAGCAGGUGGCUCGAGUCAGAUGCUACCUUGGUCUUUGUCUCCAUGGUCCUGGGUUAGCCAAGAGGAGACAUCGAUGGGUCUGAGAAGCCAAGUUUGAGAUGGUCAAGAUUUAAGGGGAAGAGAACAUUGAUGAACAGAGAGACUCAAAAGGUACAAAAAUAUUUGCAACAGCUAACUACCUUGUUCAGUAUUUUAGGCGGGUAAUUAUGAAUCUUUACUGGAAUGUAAUCCUUCUGUGUCUCUGUGAUACAAUGUUAGAAACUUAGAAUAUCAAAAACACAUGUAUACAGUGAAAGUUUACAAGGAAUCAGAAUGUAGACCAUUUAUUUAGAUAUGAACCACAGCAUCAAUGUGUUGGAGUAUGGUUUAGGUAAGAUUGGAGCUUGGUGUGGUUGGAUUAUUCUGAAUGACUAAAAUCUCAGCUUGGGUAUUGGCCAAGAGAUUUUUGGUCUCAUGAAUAUGGUUUUGUAAUUCUAUUCUGCAUUGUGCU